Molecule: messenger RNA, 495 nt
Organism: Neolamprologus brichardi
Lineage: Eukaryota; Metazoa; Chordata; Actinopteri; Cichliformes; Cichlidae
Source: RefSeq, a predicted model, not a curated record
AUGUCAGAGUUGCGGGAGUUCUCCUUUGUGGCCCACAAGCCUGGCUGCAAGGGGCUGCGCAUCACCACAGAGGCCUGCUGGGGGCGCUGUCACACGUGGGAGAAACCUGUACCAGAACCCCCCUACAUCCACCGUCACCACCGCGUGUGCACGUACAACCGCAGUCGCCACAUGACCGCCCGGCUGCCCGGCUGCCAGCCUGACGUCUCCCCUCUCUACCACUAUCCCGUGGCUCUGGAGUGCCACUGCGAUGUGUGCUCCACACAGGACACAGAGUGUGAGACCUUCUGACAGACAAGGCUCUCCUCUCCCUAAACGCUUCCAUCAACAGUGUGAUGGCUGAACUGAAAAAAGAUAAAAACCUGUGAUUCAAACUUUAAAUUGGUGGUGAUAGCACUUAGAAAGACAUAACAGCAGGAUGUUUAUACUGAAAAACAAAAAAAGUCCAGGAUGGAUAUUUCAUGACUUUGUCAACUAACAAUAAUGUGCAUCUAU